AAUAAGGAAAGAAGUUGGAGACAGGAGAUAUGGAGAGACAGACACGCGCAGUGUACUCACGACCUCUUCAAAUGGGCAAAAAGCACUAGGGGCUGGGUAGUGGGCACAACACAACACAAAUAAUAAAAACGUGAUUUUUCAUUCGUGUUGGUUCUGGGAAAGUGGAAUUGUUGAAUAGUGACUAAGGAAUUGGAUCUGAUCUGAUCUGAUCUGGUCUGUGUGUUGGAGAGAGAUGUCAAGGGGGAGAUCUGAUUCGGGAGGGUGGUUAAGGGGCUGUUUGGUGUUGUUCGCAGUAGUGUCGGCGUUGGUAGUGUGUGGCCCUGCCUUGUACUGGCGUUUCAAGAACAAAAUCACUCUCCGCAAUUCCCACACCAAACUCUCUUGCCCUCCCUGCAUCUGUGACUGCCCUCCCCCUCUCUCCCUCUUCCAACUCGCUCCUGGGUUGGCCAAUCUCUCUGUCUCAGAUUGCGGGAGCAAUGACCCGGAUCUAAAGGAGGAGAUGGAGAAGCAGUUUGUGGACCUUCUGAGUGAGGAGCUGAAGUUGCAAGAGUCUGUUACCGAAGCCAACACGCGGCACAUGAACAUAACAUUGGCAGAAGCGAAAAGGGUCGCGUCUCAGUACCAGAGAGAGGCCGACAAAUGCAUUGCUGCAACUGAAACAUGUGAGCAGGCAAGAGAAAGAGCUGAGGCCAUUCUCACCAAGGAGAGAAAGUUGACUUUGGUGUGGGAGCGACGGGCUCGUCAAAUGGGAUGGGAAGGAGGAGAAUAACUGCAUAAGUUUUGUUAUUUAUAUUCUUUAUGGUUAUAAUCAUGAUCAUGAUUUAUACAAGCAUACAAGCAAAAUGCUUGAGUUGUCAACAACCAAUUUAGGUUAAAAUUAAUAUCCUAAUGUGUUUGUAACUGUAUUUCAUAUAUGCUAGUAUCAAACAAUUUUUACCUCACAGAUCAUACCAAUGCCAUAGCAUGCACCAUUAGUCUGUUACCACUGCUCAGUUUCCUGGGCGUUUAAAACUGGUCAAAUAUGUUGAUGGACUUUAUGAUAUUAUACACUAUAUUUAGCUCUGUUUUCACACUAA
Messenger RNA from Cajanus cajan (pigeon pea), 1076 nucleotides. RefSeq names its product ubiquitin-associated protein (DUF1068) (gene NKS1). Lineage: Eukaryota; Viridiplantae; Streptophyta; Magnoliopsida; Fabales; Fabaceae. The record is from RefSeq and is a predicted model, not a curated record.